AAUUUUUCAAACUUCGUAUCUAGACAAAGUUUUUUGUAUCAUUUUAUACAUCAUGACUAAUGGGGAAGCUAGUGAAAUAAAAAAUAAAGGCAGUUCAUUUGGUAUAGCUAUCACAUACCCAUUAUGCGGUUUAAUUAUUGAAAGAUGGGGUUGGGAAGCAGCGUUUUAUAUCUGUGGAGUGAUCGGUACAAUUUGGUCUCUAUCUUGGUGGCUUUUGGUACACGAUAGCCCGUCUGAGCAUCCUCGAAUAACGCCCGAGGAAAAGAAGUAUAUUAUAACGAGUAUAGGAAAGAAUUUGUCAGACAAAAAACCUCCUAUUCCCUGGAAAGCAAUCUGCACUGAUUUGAGUGUUUGGGCUGGAUUAAUUGUUUAUAUUGGCACUGGCUGGAGUUUAUACACCUUAAUGGUUAAUUUGCCAACUUAUUUCAAAUUUAUCCACGGGUUGGAUAUACGUUCGACCGGAUUUAUUUCUGGUAUGCCCCAUUUAAUCAGAAUAAUAUUCUCAUAUUCUGUUUCCACGUUUGGUGAUUUUCUGCUUCGAAAAGAAAAGAUUAGUAGAACAAAUAUCAGAAAACUAGCAACAUUUUGUAGCAAUGGACUAGAAGGACUGUGUGUACUUUCACUGGCCUACGUUGGAUGUAAUAAGACAGCUGCCAUUGUAAUGUCAACGUUGGCUGUAAGUGGUCAUGGAGCAAUUACCACUGGGGUACUUGCGGGACAAGUAGAUCGAAGCCCGAAUUAUUCAGCGAAAACCACUUUAAAUUCGGGUACUUUUGACAUUCGACAGAAAAUAUGUAAAAAUAAAUGCAUGUCAAAGCUUACGAUGGAUGAAAAAGGUGCUGUUUUAAGGACUUUAGAUAAGAAAGAUUCAACAGAUGAACAAGAUGUCUAUUUGCAAGGAUUAAUCGAAUGUAGGCAAGUAACUAGGAAGCCACCAAAGAGAGAAGCUGGGGAAAGUCCCGAGAAUUCACGUAUUUAUAUUACAUACGAAAUACUUUGCAAAGGCAAUAAUAAAUUCUCGAAAUAUGAAAUGAAGGUGGCACUAACUACUAAAGAGUUAAUAGCUUUGUUAGAAGAAGACUCAGAUUGUGAAAAUGCCACUUAA
This is a messenger RNA of Diabrotica balteata, 1105 nucleotides long. Lineage: Eukaryota; Metazoa; Arthropoda; Insecta; Coleoptera; Chrysomelidae. The record is from the annotation of a GenBank genome assembly.